AUGAAGUUUACAGAGGCUCAAACGGACAAAAUCGACGUGUUAUUCGCGAAGUUUGACGAGUAUUGUGAACCCAGAAGAAACACGAUUAUGGAAAGAUACAAGUUUAAUACGCGAGUGCAAAGAGACGACGAAACAGCCGAUCAGUACGUAACUGAACUUAAAUUGCUCGCUAAGAAUUGCAACUUCGGGUCUCUUGAGGACGAGUUGAUUAGGGACCGCGUUGUUUACGGAAUAAAAUCGGAGCGUGUGAGAGAACGGUUAUUGCGAGAACGAGAGUUAACGUUAGAUAAAGCGUUAGAAGUAUGUCAAAUAAACGAACAGUCUGAGGAACAACUAAAAGUACUAAACGAUGUUCAGAGCGUCAAGGCCAUAGGAAAACAUAACAAAUCAGGAAAUUAUCGUAGCAAAUUAGAUGCAAAUCGAAGGCGUGAUUUCAAGCAUAACGGCGGCAACAAACAAGAACAAGUAUCGUGUUGCGGAAAGUGCGGAAAGUCUCAUCCUGGGAAAGAAUGCCCAGCUUUUGGUAAGAAAUGUUUUAAGUGUGACAAAAACAAUCAUUUCGCUAAAUUCUGCAAGUCAAAGAAAAUACAUGCAGUAGACAAAGCGAGUACAGAUGACGAACCGUUGUUUAUUGGAGCGGUUAGUUCAAUUCAUAACGAAGAGAAUGUUUUCAAAACUUUAUCAAUCGAGGGAAAUGAGAUCAAGUUCAAGAUUGACACGGGAUCACAAGCCAAUAUAAUACCCCUACCUACAUUCGAGAAGAUGAAGCUCAAACAAACCCGGUUAGAAAGACCAACAACAAAGUUAACAAGUUACACUGGCGAUUAUCUACCGGUCGUCGGAGAAUGA
Molecule: messenger RNA, 849 nt
Organism: Paramuricea clavata
Lineage: Eukaryota; Metazoa; Cnidaria; Anthozoa; Malacalcyonacea; Plexauridae
Source: the annotation of a GenBank genome assembly